GUUUCAGACUCCUUCCCCUCAGUUGGUAGAUGUGAAUGAGCCGGCUGAGGAGACAUUGGUGACGGAUCCUGGAGAUCCCCAGUCUCAGCUGCAGCCUUUCUAUCCCAUCUACCCUGUCACACAACUACUGCCCAGCCUGCACACGCUCACUCCUGAACAGCAAGCACAGAUAUUCUCAGUGUACAAUGUAGUCCCCUCCCAGGAUGGUCUGACCUGGCAGUUAUCAGGUCAUGUAGGUGGAGCUCAGUCUCAGUCAGCUUCUGUAAGUUCUGAAGAGGCUGUACUUCCCCGUGUGAUCUAUACCAUGAUGCUAUUGCCUGGGGUGGGUCCAGUGUUCCAGAGCCAGGGACUCAGUGUUGACCCUAACCCUGACCCCUCCCCCCUAACGACUGACCCAAGCCAUGCCCACCUGCAGAACCCCCCUACUGAAGCUCCGAUGGUCUCGCAGGGUCAAGAGACCCCCAAACCUGAGGCGGGGGGUCCGGCGGUGAUGCAGAUGAAGACGGGGACACAACAUGUGACCAAGCCAGGGCAGUGGGGUGUAGAGGGGAAGAAGUGGGGGCUGGGGGGAGGAGGGGUAAGGAGGAGGGGUUUAAGACACCCCUGCCCCUUUAAAAGGAACCACCUGUAAGAGAGACCUCUAACCCCUCCCCCACAUCCCCCAUCGACUCCCCAGUUCUGCAGGGCAGGGUGGGGGGAACGUGUGACAUCGUCUCUUACUCUCCCCUUAUCUCUCUUAAAUCCUGUUCUCUCCUUAUCUCUCUUAAAUCCUGUUCUCUCCUUUAUCUCUCUUAAAUACAGUUCUCUCCUUAUCUCUCUUAAAUCCUGUUCUCUCCUUUAUCUCUCUUAAAUACUUUUCUCUUCGUAUCUCCCUCUGAAUCUUGUUAUUGCUGUACAGUUUUCCCUUUUUUCAAACAUGUUGUUAAUACUGUCAUGAAAUAAAGACACCAAAAGUAA
Esox lucius (northern pike) is the source of this 957-nucleotide messenger RNA. RefSeq lists its product as uncharacterized. Bases 305 to 631 code for a protein of 108 amino acids. Lineage: Eukaryota; Metazoa; Chordata; Actinopteri; Esociformes; Esocidae. The record is from RefSeq and is a predicted model, not a curated record. The transcript is spliced from 5 exons.